AUGCUAGAUGAAGGCUCGACGGUUACACUCAUCGAUGCGGAGAUCGCAGAACAGAUCGGAGCCGAAGGUCCGACGCGAUCUCUGAGAAUUCAGGGAGCGGCCUCGAGCUGGCACGAAGCCUCAAGCCGAGUGGCUGAUGUCAUCAUCAGAGGGCGACACCAUACGGACGAAGAACACUCGGUGAGGGCGCGUACGAUCCGGGAUCUCACCCUAGGAACGCAGCGAGUGAACCCGGAAAUACUCGCGUACGGACACCUGCGACAACUCACUUGCGAGCAAGUGUGCUACGAAGAUGCCAGACCCAAGGUCUUGAUCGGGUCAGACAACUGGCAUCUAAUUGUUACGCGGAAGCUGCUCACAGGAAGGCACAAUCAACCCGCAGCGUCGCUGACACGACUGGGAUGGGUCAUCCACGGAACGGUACCCAGAAGUGUCGUGGAAGACGAGGAACAUGUCCUCCACGUGCGGUUGACACAGCGCAACGCCGAGCCAGACAUGCGGCAUAUAGAGGGCAUAAUAAAAGCGCAUUACGACAUCGACGCGUUGGGUAUAUCGUCGAAGAGAUUACCCAUCGCUAAGGAGGAGCGCGCCGUCGCCACAUUCAACCGCACAGCGACGAGAGUGGAUGGGCGAUACGUCGUAGGAUUGCCGUGGGAGAGAGAUAACGUCGUUCUACCUCCCAGCUACGACAUGGCAGCGAGCCGACUGAGGGGAAUAGAGCGGCGGAUGGAUCGCUCUACGGAAUUCCGGCUGGCGUAUACCGCGGAGAUAAACAAGUUGUUGGACAAGGGUUACGCCGAGAAAGUAACCGACGACCGGUUCAACAACGACCGCGCGUGGUACCUUCCCCAUUUCGGAGUGACGAAUCCGAAUAAACCCGGAAAGCUGCGACUCGUAUUCGACGCCGCGGCCCGUUCGAAGGGAAUGUGCUUGAACGACGUACUGCUGGAUGGGCCAGAUAUGCUACGGUCGCUUAACGGUGUGUUAUACCGUUUCCGCGAGAAGCCCGUAGCUAUCACGGCAGACAUACGAGAGAUGUUCCUGCAGAUUAAGAUACGGGAAGAAGAUAGAGCAGCACAACAGUUUCUGUGGCGAGGAGAUGACAGGAUUAACCCGCCGCAGAAAUACGUAAUGACCUCAAUGAUUUUCGGGGCGAGGAGCUCACCGUUCAUCGCACACAGCGUUCGAGACAGGAACGCGGCAGAGCACCGAGAGUCGCACCCGUCAGCGUACACCGCCAUAACAAGGAACCACUACAUGGACGACUGGGUCGAUAGCUUUGACUCCGAAGAGGAAGCAGCCCGCGCCAUUCGAGAGGUAGUAGAGGUUCAUGGCGGGAUAGGAUUCACGCUGGCGGGUUGGAAUACAAACCGACCGAGCCUGCUAGAGAAUGUGAGUGAGGACCAGCGAGCGAGGACGCCGAAGGAACUGGGAGCCAACGCACAUCCAUACGGAAAGACAUUGGGGUUAUUGUGGAUGUCAGCCGAAGACCAGCUGGCGUUCAACACCGGCAUGCCACGCGUCCCACGAGAAGUGAAGCACGGCACGCGGAUACCGACGAAAAGGGAAGCCUUAGGAGCGGUGAUGUCAUUGUUCGACCCGCUCGGGCUGCUGAGCCCUUACACCAUCACGGCAAAAAUCAUCUUGCAGGCGCUGUGGGUGCAGAAGGUCGAAUGGGAUGACUCUCUGCCCGCCGAGGAAGCGCGGAUGUUCCAGGAAUGGAGAGAUGACUUAGCCUAUAUAGAGGAACUGAGAUUGCCGCGAUGGUAUGGCACGAACGACAGCCAACGGUCGCAACUGCACGUAUUCACGGACGCAAGCGAACAGGCAUAUGCCACAGCCGCGUAUUGGAGGACGGAACGCGAGGAUCGUAGCGUUAACGUCGUCCUGGUAGCAGCCAAAGCGAGGGUAGCGCCCAUGAAAGCGCAGAGUAUACCCCGGAUGGAGCUUCAGGCGAGCCUGAUAGGAGCCCGACUGGCCGCUGACAUAUUGAAAGAACAUAGUCGCGAGGCCGAAGUCUUCCUAUGGACGGACUCGAAAACGGUGCUACACUGGAUAAGGAACGACACCGUCAGAUAUACUCCAUACGUGGCUCAUCGUUUGGCAGAAAUCGCCGAACUGACGAAACCGACACAGUGGCGCUGGGUACCGACUGCCCACAACGUAGCCGACGACGCGACCCGCGCGGGAUACACACAAAUGACCGCUGCCGACAGAUGGUUUGUCGGGCCGGCAUUUCUGUACGCUCCGGAGCAAGAAUGGCCUCAUGAGAGCGAGCCCGUCCCAGCAGAGAUGGUAGCACACGUCCGGGAGGAGACAGAACCCGUGAUCGACAUUGCACGGUUCUCUUCAUAUGACCGAGUGAGGAGGACCAUGGCGCAAGUGCUACUGUUCGCAGAUAAAUGCAGGCGACGGGCACAGAAGCUAGGCACAGAGCAUUUCGCCAAAGCGGAGCAACUAAUAAUACGGCAGGCGCAACAGGACAGUUUCCCGAAGGAAACGCGGUGUCUACGCGAAGGAAAGACCGUAGACAGGACAAGUCGUCUGUUCCGCCUGGAUCCCGUUUACAAGGAUGGCAUAAUACGCUUGAACGGACGUAUAAACGCAGCACAGGUGCCGCUAGAAAUGAAGAAUCCACCCAUACUGGACGGAGCGCACCCGUUGGCGCAGAUGAUGAUUAAGAGAGAACACGAGCUACAUCAUCAUGCCGGCAGAGAACAGACGGUGAACACCCUGCGCCAAUACGUGUGGAUGCUGCGUUUAAGGCCGACCGUCAAGACCGUAUUACGCAAAUGCACAACAUGCGCCGUACGCCGGAGGAACCCCGACGUCCCAGUGAAAGGGAACUUGCCAAAGGAGCGACUCGACGCAUACGCCCGGCCGUUUACAAGAUGCGGUAUGGAUUGUUUCGGGCCUAUGUGGGUGACGAUAGGUCGCAGGCGAGAGAAGCGAUGGGGGCUCCUAUUCACGUGUAUGGUCACCCGGGCCGUGCAUAUAGAACUCAUAGCGGGGUUAUCGACCGACUCUGCUAUAAUGGCGAUACGACGCAUGGCAGCGCGUCGCGGCUGGCCACGAACCUUUAUGUCGGACAACGGAACGAACUUUCGCGGAGCCGACGUGGAGCUUACGACUGCGUUUAAGGAAUGGCUCCCUGAACUGGAAAAGUACGUCAGCAACAAGAGGAUAAACUGGCGGUACAGCGACCCGGGCGCACCGAACCAAGGAGGAGCGUGGGAGCGACUGAUAAGGAGCGUGAAGAGAGCGCUAGCAGUGGUACUGCACGAGCGGGCGCCGAGAGAAGAGGUGCUCGCAACGCUAAUGACGGAAGCAGAACACACCGUCAAUUCACGCCCCUUAACCCACGUCUCAGUGCGACCCGAGGACGAAGAGGCGCUGACCCCCAACCAUUUUCUGAUGGGCUCAGCCGUCGGCCUACCGUACGUAGGUACCACCGACGUUGCCGACCGCAGAACGUGGCGCGCAGCACAGGCGCUCGCGGAUAGAUUCUGGCAGCGGUGGUUACGAGAAUACCUACCGACGCUGACGCCCAGAGACGACGUACGACGGAGCACGGCAAACAUCAAGCCGGGCGACAUGGUUUUAAUAGUGGACGGCCUGCUACCUCGCAAUCUGUGGCCGCGCGGGCAAGUGGAGCGCACCUAUGAGGGGCCCGACGGCGUGGUGCGAAGUGCGGACGUGAGGACGCGAGGGGGAAUUUUUCGAAGGCCGACCCGAAGGCUAGUGGUCCUCCCUAGGGAUAAGGGCUGCGAAGAUCUGCGCCGGGGGGAGGCUGUUGCGGACCACGAAGCCAACACUUCCACGCGCAUGAGAGGUACUCACCACCGUCCGCCCUGCUCAUUCUCUAUUAAUACCAGAUGGCGAGGCGCGUACCCCUCUGGUCCCGGCCGCGCGCUGCGUACAGCGUAUGGUAAGGGAGAUGAUGAUCAGCGAGUGUGUUGGUUGCUUCAGGAGGCUGCCCCGCUGCCCGCUGACGGCGCGGCGGCCGCUACAGCAGCGAACCGCACCGCAUCGCCGCCGCUGUGGGCCGGCCCACGCGCGUCGCGCAUGCGCGAAGCAACAGAUUGGCGGGGAACGCUCGGCUUCAGAGCCGGCCGCCCGCCGUCCUCUCGGACAAUUCGCGCACCAACCAGCCACCGCGACGGACGUGUACCACGUCUACUCAAAGUUAAAGUGACGAGAUCGCGCGCGAAUUGUAGGACUAAGCUUCAAAACUUCUGA
Molecule: messenger RNA, 4239 nt
Organism: Achroia grisella
Lineage: Eukaryota; Metazoa; Arthropoda; Insecta; Lepidoptera; Pyralidae
Exons: 4
Coding region: 1-4239 (1412 amino acids)
Biological process (GO): DNA integration
Molecular function (GO): nucleic acid binding
Source: RefSeq, a predicted model, not a curated record